Messenger RNA from Populus nigra (black poplar), 954 nucleotides. RefSeq lists its product as uncharacterized. The record is from RefSeq and is a predicted model, not a curated record. NCBI's taxonomy places the organism in Eukaryota, Viridiplantae, Streptophyta, Magnoliopsida, Malpighiales, Salicaceae. Gene Ontology annotation, biological process: rRNA 5'-end processing. The transcript has 6 exons. Bases 2 to 763 code for a protein of 253 amino acids.
AAUGAGUGAAAAAACUGAUCCUCUAAGGCCAGCCAAAUACCAGGAGCAGGAGGAAACAAUGUCUUGUUCACUCUCAUACUCAAACCAGUUGCCUUUCUUCUCUAAAAGGGCAUCCACCAAUCUCCUAUUUCCCAAUUUCACUACGUCUUCCCUUCAACUUGAUAGUGAUAAGCCAUGCCGAAGAAGAUUAAGGGCUCUGUUAUCCAUUCAAGAAAUCCCCCCCAAUGCCCUUCGCCGGAAGAAUGACCCACUGUGGAGAGGAGGGUUUAGUCUAGGGGUCGACUUGGGACUGUCUCGCUCUGGUGUUGCCCUUAGCAAAGGCUUUACCGUUCGCCCUCUCACGGUUUUGGAAUUGCGAGGACAAAAGCUUGAGCUUCGACUUCUUGAAAUUGCAGAAAACGAGGAGGUAGAUGAAUUCAUAAUUGGGCUUCCAAAAUCUUGGGAUGGUAAGGAAACUCCACAAUCCAACAAAGUUCGUAGUGUUGUUGGAAGGUUUGCUGUUCUAGCUGCUCACAGGGGUUGGAGAGUGUACCUACAAGAUGAACACGGUACAUCAACGGAAGCCACUAACCGAAUGAUUGACAUGGGCCUCAACAAGUCUACUCGGCAAAAGAAAGUCGAUGCCUAUGCUGCCGUGAUGGUUUUAGAGAGAUAUUUUUCCACGUUUGGGGAGGGAACUGAGCUUGUACUACCAAAACAAUCAGAUCUACAAGAAAAACUUCAAAGAGGUCCGCCAGCGGACACAGAUUUUUAUCCAGAAUAAUUUGAUGGUUCACAAUUAUUUUCUAAUGAAGGGGAUGAUUCAAUUCCUGCAAUCUGUAAUGCAUGAGUCUCACUUAGCAUAUGUAGAGGAGAAGAUUUUGUUGCAGUGAAAAAGUUGCUAUGCCCUUGACAUUUGAGAAUGCUUCAAGGCUUUUCUGUGCAUAUUUCUAUAUGAGAGAUUUUGAUUUUCCA